AUGUCCCCCUCUCGUUCCCCCCUUUCCUCCUCUCCCUCCUCUCCUUCUCUCGCGUCACUCCUUUCGCAGCACCACCAGCACUUGCAGCAGUGGCAGCGGCACUUAGACCGAGCCGUUUUCACUCCGCUCUCUGACCCCACUCAACCGCUUGCCGUGAUGAGUAAAAUACUUAAGAAUUCUCCGAAAGUUCCGCUGCUGGUGGCGGUGGAUGGGCGCGUGCCAGACGCAGUGGCGGGAGGGGCGUGGGAGCAGGCGGGGGGAAGGAUGGCGCGCGUGACGUGGCGGAAAGGAGGGGGGAGGGAAGCGGGGAGGAAGGGGGAGAUGGAAGGGCGGGGAGGGGAUCAGGGAGAGGUGGGGGAUGGGGACAGGGGGGGUGCUAGCCAGGGGGAGGAGGAGAGCGUUGGAGCGGGGGAAGAGAGGAGGGUGGAAGGGGGAGGCGUGAGGAGACGUUUAGGAGUAGUGGAGAGACGGAAAUGGAGGGUCGGUACAGUGAAGGAGGUGGGGACGAGUGAGGAAAGAUCGAUACAGCGGCACGUGCAGGAGCAGGAGGAGCAGCAGAACCAGCAGCAGCAACAACAGCAGCGGCAGCGACGGCGAGGGUUGUUGGAAGAGCGGCGAUGGAGGGAGGGGGUGAAGGCGAGGGCUGUGUCAUGCCUGGCGAUGUUUCAGCAGCACGAGACGCUGCAGGGAAGACUGGCUCAAGGCCUGCGUAAGGCAGCGGGAGGGAAGCACCCCUUGAAGGCUCUCAUGGCUGCUACAAGAGCCGACCUGCAGCGGUUGCAGCAGCAGCUGCAGGGGCAGUGCAGAGUUGCUGCGAGGGACUUACGGCUGAGAAUGGCCGAGUGGAGCAAGCUGGCGAGAGAGGCUGGAUCUGGGAGCGAGGGACUGGGAGAGGGAGGCGUGGGAAGAGGGACUGGGGCUGGAGGAGGAGAAGAAGGAAGAGGGGCGGGGGGGGAUGGGAGGCAAGAGGGAAGUAAUGAGGGGCGUAUGGAGGGAAGGAAAGGGGAGGGUAACGAGCAGGCAAGUAGUAGAAGCACGAGGUGGUGCAGCGGGCAGGAGACGGGCAGGGCAGCUCGCACCUGCACGGGGCUGAGAUCUCCUUCCCCUCUCGCACGGCUCUCCCCCCACCUCUUCCCCUCCCCGCCCCCUGCCGUCUCCUUCCUCCUGCAGUACUUCCGCCAGCCUGGCAUGAUUGCUGACCUGCUCGCCCGCCCCCAUAACUGCACCUGGGUUCCGAGGGCUGGGGGGACGGGGAAGGGGAGGAGAAAAAGGGAGGCGGGUGGAAUUGGGGGUGAUAGGAAGGGGGAGGCAGGGCGGCAAGGGGGAGCGGUGGAGGGAGGGAGUGUGAGGGUGGUGGAGAUGCUAGUGCAUGCGGAUAGUCCUGAAGAGUGGAGGGAAUGGAGGGAGUACUGGUGUGGAAGGAAGCCGCUGACCAACCCUGCUGACCCUGCUGCCUCUGCCGGUGCUGCUGGUGCUCUUGCCGCUGCCAGUGCAAAAAGAAACAGUACCACAAGAAGCAGCAGCAGCAGCAGCAGCAGCAGUGGCAGCGGCAGAAGCAGCAGCAGCAAGUGUCCCGGAAACCCAUACUUCCACCUGCAGGUCACCUUCGAUCACAACUCGCACGAGAUCCGCGGCUUCAACACCCACGCCAAAACAGCCCGCGGUAACGUGGUAACCCUGUUACAGGACGACGACCUGCUGCCGUGGGACUGCAGCUGGCUGUGGGGCAUCCUCCAUGAGAUGGACGCACGGCCGCUAGUCGCUGCAGUGGGCUACAGGACAGGGAAGAUUGACGUGGAUGGGAGUAACUGGGGUGCUCCCCUCACCUGGUACAGGUUCGGGGGAUGGCUCUGGACCCACCCGUCCUACGACCCCCGAACCAGCCUACGGGGUUUUUUCGCGGGUGUGGUGGAUUUUGCGCCGUUUGUGAUGCGGCGGGAUGUGUUUUUGGAAUUAGGGGGGCUUGAUGAGGGGCUGUCGGCGCGGGGUGAGUGCGGGAUUAUCACCGAUUGGCAUUUCACUUAUCGGAUCUGGUUUGCUGGUUACCAGGUAAUGAAUGUAGCGUGGGAUCCUCCGGAGAGUGGGAUUGGGAGGGGUGUGGAGGGCGGCACACAUGUGGGCGUGAGAUUGAGCCUACGGCACCUGCACUUUCUGAUUAAUGAUGGGCAGAUGAGAAGGCAUCAGAUAGAGGUGCUUAAUGCAUGGCAGCAGAGGGAGGUGAAGAGGGUGAAUGUGAUGUGCCGCGUCAACGACCCACACCCCUUUCCCGCCUGCAUGUCCGCGUGCCGCCACUUCCCCCUUGCCCCUUGCGUUGCCCCUUUCCCUACCCUUGCCCCUUGCUCCGUUCCCCUUGUCCUGCCGAUUCUUUUGUGCCCCUUGCGCCCCUGGGCCCCCUCGCCCCUUGGCUUCGCCCCCUUGUCCCCCUCGCCCCUUCGCCCUUUCUCCCCUUCCCCCCCUCGCCCCUUUCCCACCUGCAUGUCCGUGUGCCGCCACUUCCCCCUUGCCCCUUGCGUUGCCCCUUUCCCUACCCUUGCCCCUUGCUCCGUUCCCCUUGUUCUGCCCAUUCUUUUGUGCCCCUUGUGCCCCUGGGCCCCCUCGCCCCUUGGCUUCGCCCCCUUGUCCCCCUCGCCCCUUCGCCCUUUCUCCCCUUCCCCCCCUCGCCCCUUCGCCCCCUUCGCCCCUUCCCUCCCUCGCCCCUUCGCCCCUUCGCCCCUUCCCCCUUUCGCCCCUUCCCCCCCUCCCCUCUUCGCCCCUAUACCCCCCCUGCCCCUUCGUCCCAUUCCCCCCACUCCCUUUCGCCCCUUCCACCCCUCGCCCCUUUGCCCCUUCGCCCCUUCCCUCCCUCCGCCCCUUUGCCCCUUUGCCCCAUCCACCCCUCGCCCCUUCGCCCUUUCUCUCCUUCUCCCCUUCGCCCCUUCCCCCCCUCGCCUCUUCCCCCCCUCGCCCCUUCGCCACUUCCCCCCUUCGCCCCUUUCCCCUCUCGCCCCUUGCCCACCCAGCGAGGAAGCCAAUCAAGGCAAGGCCUCCCCUGCAUGA
Closterium sp. Naga37s-1 is the source of this 3036-nucleotide messenger RNA. The record is from the annotation of a GenBank genome assembly. NCBI's taxonomy places the organism in Eukaryota, Viridiplantae, Streptophyta, Zygnematophyceae, Desmidiales, Closteriaceae.